Molecule: messenger RNA, 1113 nt
Organism: Zygosaccharomyces rouxii
Lineage: Eukaryota; Fungi; Ascomycota; Saccharomycetes; Saccharomycetales; Saccharomycetaceae
Exons: 1
Coding region: 1-1113 (370 amino acids)
Source: RefSeq, a predicted model, not a curated record
AUGGGUUUAAAGAAGAUAUUUUCUUCUGUCCGCUCUAACAACAGCGUUAAGUCUUCUGAUCACAGUGAAUCUGAAGCAACUGUCAUUGACCAGGGCAGCUCGGAAUUUGAAUCCAAUGAAAGCUUGAAUUUUCAAUUCGAAAGUGAGAAAACCGACUCUGCUUGCUCUACAGCUAUUCCUGAAGAGACGGGAGUAUAUCCCUCAAUUCCCAACAGCCCCAGCGAUCCUGCCAGUGAACAUGUUGUCUAUAGCGAUGACGAUGGUAGCGCCGAAAGUCCAAUUCAAGAUUCAAUUAAGGUAAUCAAUGGUCUCAACCUGAGCGUUGAUUUUGAUCCCCAAUUUCAGAAUACAAUUGUCGGUUUAGAUGACAUCGAAGAAUUUAAAAGUGAUUACUGUGCUCUCAAGAAGGAAGAUGGGAAAUUGGCAUCCCAUACAUCUGAAUUAACAUCUAAUAACAAGGCACCAACCCCAAAUAAUGUUAGUAUACGAAGCCUGGCUAAGGAUCUUCGAAAGGAGAAUUUUGGAAUAAUUGAGCUUCCCUCAAAAGAUUCGAUUAGCCGUAAAAUGUAUGACAAGGUUGUAAAAGAAAGAUUAGAGACAUUUUUGGUGAAUCGAGAAUUGAAGACGGAGAUAGCUGCAUUGAGCCAAUUGGUAGUUAGUCUCAAUCACAUACAUAAUGACACGAUGAGAAAUUUGCAAAUUGAAGCAUUUAGGGCUCAAACUUUUGAAAAUGCUUUGAUUACCACCAGGCAUCAAGCUGAAGCUGAAAAGGCCGGCUUACACCAGGUGAUUGAUAAUUUGACUGAGACUAAUGAAGAAUUGACUGCUGGUGCAGAAAAAAUGAAAUGUGGUUACGAAGAAAUCAUCUCUGAGCUAAUCAAGCAAAGAAUUGAUGAUUUGCAACAGCUAAAGUCAAGAACACAAGCAGAUAAAUUGGCUCUUGAAAAUGCUCAAAGACUGCAGAGGGAAAAAUUGAAUUGUAUGUCUCUAUUGAAUAAUUCACAAGGGGAAGACCAUGAAUUACAAAGAAGCGCCCAAAGGAGUGAUCAACGACAAUCGCAGGAUUUACAAGCCCACCAUGAAGAAUUGAUCAAGAAAUUUUGUGUCCAGUAA